Fusarium sp. VM40 is the source of this 1683-nucleotide messenger RNA. The record is from the annotation of a GenBank genome assembly. Lineage: Eukaryota; Fungi; Ascomycota; Sordariomycetes; Hypocreales; Nectriaceae.
AUGAAGACUACAAACCGCCCUGAUGAGUGGAAGAUCGAACAGGGUCUCUCCGGGGCUGUCCUGCCGGUCCUGGACAUGACCGGGCCAGAGACCGUAGCCAUCGACCCUCAAGUAUUUGGGGAACUUACCAAGGAUGAAGAGGCCAUCAAGGCUGUUGGUGAUCGCGAGAAACUUUUCACACGUGAACGUGAGGGCUGGGUUGGCUUUGUCGAGUGGGAGAAUUACCCGGACAAGAAAGCUGCAGCGCACAAACUCCUCACGGCCCAGACAUUCCCACCAAACCCUGAAUUUCAACUCGGUCCCAUCCCAGGCACCAACCCUGUCCUGCCAGGCACCCACUGGAAGAUGUGGCAUCAUGCCCUCGGUGGUGAACUCGACCCUAUACCCGACGACUCGUGGAAGAUUGUCCAGGAAGAGAAACACCCUGACAUGCUCCAUCUUCUUCAAUUCCCAUACAACGGUGAACCGCCCAAGCGUCUGGUCACAGAUAAGGAGUUCACCCCCAAUCCACUCCAUUUUGUGAGAAACCAUGGAGGAAUUCCAAUUAUCAACAAAGACGACUUUGGCUUCCUCAUGGACGGCCUCGUCGCCAAUCCAAAGUCUUUCACCUUGGAUGAUCUCAUGGACGAGUCCAAGUUCCCCCGCAUGUCAAAGAACGUGACCAUUCAAUGCUCUGGAACGCGUCGCAUUGAGCAGAUUCUCAAGUAUCCAGGCCAAGGUGAUGAAGUACCUCAGGCACCUUGGGCAGAAGGCGCCAUUGGAACCGCAAACUAUGUCGGCAUCAGCCUCAAGAAGGUCAUCAAAGCCUGCGGUGGCUUGAUCGAUGGUGCUAAGCAUCUGGAGUUCUAUGGAGCUGAUACUUACUUUAAAGACGACAAGGCCAUGAAUUACCUCGUCAGUGUCCCCUGGUCCAAGGUCAAGGCCAACGAGGUGAUGCUGGCCUGGGAGAUGAACGGUGAAGUCCUUCCCAAGAUCCACGGAUACCCUCUCCGAAUUGUCGUAUUCGGCUACAUCGGAGCCAGAAGCGUGAAGUGGCUGUACCGUAUCAAGGCCAUCAAAGGGCCCUCGCGAGCUCCAGUCCAGAGUCAGGAAUACCUGUAUUUCUCACAGCAGGUCGGCAAGCACAACUUCAAACUCACCGACGGUAUUCAGAUCCAGGAGAUGCCUGUCAGCUCAGCCAUCAUGUCACCAUGGACAAAGCAGGUGGUUAUCCAUAAUGGGAAGAUCCGCUGCAAGGGCUGGGCCUAUUCCGGCGGCGGUCGAUGGCCUGAACGUGUUGAACUUUCAUCUGACGGUGGCUUCAACUGGUAUGCAGUUCCUCUCGAGAAGAUGUCCAAGAAACGUAAAUGGACUUGGCGCGUGUGGGAGUUUGAACUCCCAUGUGAUGUCGAGGGCUGGAUUGAGAUUGUCUGUCGCUGCUGGGACAAUUCCCUCAACACGCAGCCGCCUGAUGUUCGCACGGCCUGGAACUGGGGACUGCAUGUUACCAGCUCGUGCCAUCGAGUGUCUGUGUAUAGUGUUAACAAAACCAGGGAAAGGACUCAAGCUCGACUGGGAGAGUUUGAGAAGCAGGGCAUUCCGUUCGCUCCUAUCACUGUACCUCUUGCGUUUCCAUCUCAGAGCUGGGAUGAGUACGAUCAGUUCUGGAAAGAGCAUGAUCCACGUGAUGCUUAUGAUGAAUAA